Ipomoea nil (Japanese morning glory) is the source of this 975-nucleotide messenger RNA. RefSeq names its product protein FAR1-RELATED SEQUENCE 5-like. The record is from RefSeq and is a predicted model, not a curated record. NCBI's taxonomy places the organism in Eukaryota, Viridiplantae, Streptophyta, Magnoliopsida, Solanales, Convolvulaceae. The coding region runs from base 1 to 975 and encodes 324 amino acids. The transcript is spliced from 3 exons.
AUGGGCGACUCCAAUGCGAGUGCAUCACUAGGGGAUCGAGCGGUGAUCCCGGAAGCGGAAGCCAUCGAUGGUUUUACGGCGGGGUUGCCAAGCGAAGACCAACAAUGGACGCAUGCUGUGGACGUUUCAGUACUGCCAGCGGUGGGGCGUGUAUUCAACACACUAAACGAGGGCAUCCAACACUACACCAACUACGCCCGAAUAAUGGGGUUUGACGUCCGCUGCAGUAGCGUGAAACGAGACCGAGCCGGAGUUAUCUACUCACGAUAUUUGGUGUGCAGCCGGCAAGGGGUCAAAGGUGGUGGUACGACACUCCAUGCCCGGGUUGACGGUGGUGAAGCUAAGCGUGAGCGCCGCCGUCGGCUUUCGAACAGGGUUAAUUGCGGAGCCAGAAUUGGGUUUAUAAAAAAGGGUUCUGGGAAGUUCGUUGUGACCGUUUUUGUUGAGAAACAUACGCACAAGUUAUGCUCGGAGUCGUCUAAACUAUUCUUGCGGAUAAACCGACGGCUCGACGUGGCCAAACAAGCUUUUUUAGGUAAUUGUAUUAAGGCUAACAUUGGUGCUUCAACCGGACUUCGGUUUUGCAAGGAGGCAACUGGGUCGUAUGCUAACGUCGGUGCAACCGACGUGGAAUUUCACAAUUUCAAACGGGACGUCCAAACCUACGUUGAUGUAGCUGAUGGCGAGAUGAUUAUUGCAACAUUCAAAGCGAAACAUGAAGUCUGUAAUGAAUUCUUUUUUGAUUACCAUCUGGACGAAGAAAACCGACUCACGAGACUGUUCUGGGCUGACCCACUCGGUAGGCGGACAUUUACUUGCUAUGGUGAUACCAUCUCAUUCGAUGCGACCUAUGGAACAAACAGGUAUAGUAUGGUGUUUGUGCCAUUCACCGGUUCGACAACCACAAACGAUGCAUCACUUUUGGGGCCGGACUCCUCACAAAGGAGGAUGUUGAUUCAUACAGCUGGCUAUUAG